Molecule: messenger RNA, 1112 nt
Organism: Paramecium sonneborni
Lineage: Eukaryota; Ciliophora; Oligohymenophorea; Peniculida; Parameciidae
Source: the annotation of a GenBank genome assembly
CUUACAUGAGACAACAAGAGUACAAAUGGAAUGAAAAAUUAUGGAAGCCUAUUGUCAGACCCCCAAGACAUUGCUAUAGUCUUAAAGAUCUUGGGAAUGAAGUCUUUAAAGUAAAAGAAACGAUCGCUAGAAGAUCAGACUUUGAAAUAUACAACAAUAGAAAUCAGAAAUUAUAAUGUAGGUUAGACUUAACACUCUAUAAAGUUUAUUUGAGCCUCUGAGAAUGUAAGACAAACCUCACCCUUGUAUAAUAUACUUACAUGGUAAUUCAAGCAGUAGAAUUGAAUCAUUCACGAUCAUUGAAUAUUUGAUUCCAGCCAAUAUCUCAGUUUGUGGCAUAGAUUUAUCUGGUAUCUUAAGUUAACUAUCUAAGGUUCUGGAUUAUCAGAAGGAGAAUAUAUCUCCUUGGGAUAUUACGAAUCUAAGGAUGUUAUUUGUUUAUAUGAUUAUUUGAGAGAGAAUAAAGUAAUCCAUUAAUAGAAUAUAAGUUUCGUAGAGUUUUAUCACUUCUAUAGGAUUAUGGGGUCGAUCCAUGGGUUCUGUGACAGCCAUUUUGGCAGCUCAUAAUAAUUAUGAUAUUAAGGUUUUAGUUUGUGAUAGUCCUUUUUCCAAUUUAACUUUGCUAUGCUAAGAAUUAGCAAAAAUAAAUUAUAAAGUUCCCAAUUGCUGUUUUAAUUGCUUUUGGUGUUAUGUUAAAUCUAAAAUCCACCAAGAAGUUUAAUUUAAUGUUGAUGAAUUGAAUAUAGUUUAAAUCAUUAAAGGUAACACCUUUAUAAUAAUCAGUUUUGCCUAAGGAUGUUCAAAUUUUGUUUUUGUCAGCAUAAUAGGAUGAUUUAAUACGAGAAAAACAUUCUAAAUUGUUACUCUAAUAAUUUCCAGGAUAGAACAAAUAAUUAUUUAGUUUUGAUGGAACACAUAAUUCCAGAAGACCACCAAAAAUUAUGGAAGAAUCAGUUUAAUUUGUAUGUGAUGCAUUCGGAAAAACUGCUUGGGUUGAACUUAAUAUUUAAAAUCCAGCCAAAUACUCAUAAAAUUAACUAUCUAAAUAAAUUCCUUUAUUAAGAGGUGACAGAAAAAGUGUUUAACCUUAUAUUGAAAAAAGUGAUUAUUGA